AUGCGGGUGAAUGUGGCACGGGUUUGGGAAGAUGCGGAUUAUGUGAAAGUUCGUAACAUGUGUGACAGCACCCAAGGAUGGCAUGAGGUGUACAAAAAGAAGAUGAUCACUGUUUAUACGCAGUCAGUUCCGUGCAGUCAUUACCAGAUGAUUAAGGCGGAGGCGAAAUUCCCUGAUGUCUUACCGAGUGUUGCCUACGACGUACUACACGAUUCGUCCUAUCGAGCUCAUUGGGAUCGACACAUGGCAGCACAAUGUUACAUAGGAAUGAUAAAUCCAAACAAUGACAUUGGAUACUAUGCGUUGACGGCGAUGCCACCAAUUCGUGCACGUGACUUUGUGAUGCAACGUUCUUGGCUUGAUACUGGAGAAGAAAAGAUGAUCUGCGGUCACUCUGUUUGUCAUCAGGAUUAUCCUCCUAUGAAAGGUUUCAUUCGAGCAACUGCUUUGCUCUCUGCAUAUCUUAUUCGACCGUUUGAUGAGAAUGGGUGCCAAAUCACCUACAUAAGUCACUCAGAUCCUAAAGGAAAACUGCCGACAUGGUUGGUCAAUCGUCUAACACGGGUAAUUGCCCCUAAAGUUAUUAAGCGGUUGCACAAGGCUUGUCUUGCAUAUCCAGAUUGGAAAGAAGAUAACCAACCUCAUCUCAAACCUUGGAUUUUUGCGGAGCAACAGAUGGAAUUUCCGCGUGUCGAUUUAUCCAAAUGUCAACCUCAGGAAUAUGAACAAGAAAUUAUAGACGAGUCUUCUGAACGUCCAAGCAAGGAAAUUGACGUUGAAGAAGAGUAG
Messenger RNA from Necator americanus (New World hookworm), 789 nucleotides. RefSeq lists its product as uncharacterized. Gene Ontology annotation, molecular function: lipid binding. The record is from RefSeq and is a predicted model, not a curated record. The transcript is spliced from 7 exons. Bases 1 to 789 code for a protein of 262 amino acids. Lineage: Eukaryota; Metazoa; Nematoda; Chromadorea; Rhabditida; Ancylostomatidae.